AGACGCGAAGCGUUGACCAAGGUUUCUUUCAUCCUACAAAUGUUUCGUUUGUGCUUACCCACUUUACGGAGACAUGUAGCCUCAAAUGCUCAUGGAAUUCGGACUUUUCACUCAUUAUCGGGACAAUGGACCACACCACCUAGUUCAAAUCUUGUUCCUAUCGUCAUCGAGCAAACGGGUAGAGGAGAACGUUCAUAUGAUAUCUUCUCUCGACUUCUACGGGAACGAGUGAUUAUGCUUCACGGACCAAUUCGCGACACAGAUUCAACUUUGACGGUAGCGCAAUUACUCUUCUUGGAAGCGGAGGAUACCUCCAAACCGAUUCAUUUAUACAUAAAUUCUCCUGGUGGAAGUGUAACGGCAGGCCUGGCGAUAUAUGACACAAUGCAGUAUGUCUCCUCCCCCAUACACACGUACUGCAUAGGUCAAGCGGCCAGCAUGGGGUCUCUCUUACUAUCGGCAGGGGAGAAAGGGAAAAGGCAUUGUUUGCCGAACGCUAGCAUCAUGAUUCACCAACCAUCUGGUGGUGCGUCAGGGCAGGCAAGUGAUAUAGCUAUACACGCCAAAGAAAUACUGCGGAUUCGAAGAUCGCUGACGGAGAUCUAUCAAAAACAUUGCGGGAGACCUGGUGAGAGUGUUCAGGAGGGAAUUACGCGUUUUGAAACAGCAUUGGAGCGUGAUUGUUUUAUGACAGCACAAGAAGCUCUUGAAUUCGGCAUUGUUGAUGCAAUCCUCGAAAGGAGUCCAAAGUCGCACGAUGGUCAAUCUUAGGCAGGACCUUAUUCAUCUACCUAUCUAUCUGUCUUCGCCUCCCAACACCGCUUUUUUUCCCCUCGGACACCCGAUGUUUCCAUCUGAACAGAUACGUCAGAUAAGGCUGUUGUCAGUUGAGCGAACGUCUCCCGGCCCCCGAAACACUAGCCUACAGUAUCCGGCCUUCAAUACUUCACCGUUCACAUGGGUUUCCAGAUCAAACGUGUCGGACUCCCUACCCGAGUUCGCGGUAUCUUCACAGGCCAACGGUGAUGCCCAUUUAGUUCUAAGUAGCUG
Messenger RNA from Marasmius oreades (fairy-ring Marasmius), 1050 nucleotides. It is a transcript of the gene CLPP1, whose product is annotated as ATP-dependent Clp protease proteolytic subunit 1. Gene Ontology annotation, biological process: protein quality control for misfolded or incompletely synthesized proteins. The record is from RefSeq and is a predicted model, not a curated record. The transcript is spliced from 8 exons. The coding region runs from base 40 to 771 and encodes 243 amino acids. NCBI's taxonomy places the organism in Eukaryota, Fungi, Basidiomycota, Agaricomycetes, Agaricales, Marasmiaceae. Gene Ontology annotation, cellular component: endopeptidase Clp complex. Gene Ontology annotation, molecular function: ATPase binding; ATP-dependent peptidase activity; serine-type endopeptidase activity.